Molecule: messenger RNA, 3968 nt
Organism: Platichthys flesus (European flounder)
Lineage: Eukaryota; Metazoa; Chordata; Actinopteri; Pleuronectiformes; Pleuronectidae
Product: monocarboxylate transporter 1-like
Exons: 5
Coding region: 284-1753 (489 amino acids)
Biological process (GO): monocarboxylic acid transport; transmembrane transport
Cellular component (GO): membrane
Molecular function (GO): monocarboxylic acid transmembrane transporter activity
Source: RefSeq, a predicted model, not a curated record
CCUCACAUACAGGAGUUCACUGUGUGUGCGCGGUUCUCUGAGCUGCGUGUUCACGUGGAGCCGCCGUCACGGCCCAGAACCAUUUACCCCGAACCGAGUCCUCACCGAAGGAAGCCGAACCGAGUCUUCACCGGAGGAAGCCGAACCCUGACGAGCCGGUUUUUGAAUGCUGAUCCCAGUUCAGCUGGUUCAACCUUCUCUAAUCCUCUGAACCUCAGCGACCCACUGACAGUAACAUUCGACUUCUUCAUCUUCAUCAUCUUAGUCUUCGUUGUGAGCAGACAUGCCCUCAGCGGCUGGUGGUCCUGUGGGAUACACCCCCCCUGAAGGUGGCUGGGGCUGGGCGGUGGUGGUGGGAGCCUUCAUCUCCAUUGGCUUCUCCUAUGCCUUCCCCAAGUCCAUCACAGUGUUCUUCAAAGAGAUAGAGGUCAUCUUCGAUGCCACACCGAGUCAGGUGUCCUGGAUCUCGUCCAUCAUGCUGGCUGUCAUGUAUGCUGGAGGCCCAAUCAGCAGCAUCCUUGUGAACAAAUUCGGUAGUCGACCGAUCAUCAUAGCCGGUGGUUGUCUGUCAGGGUCGGGACUGGUCGCAGCCUCUUUCUGCAACACGGUGGAGCAGCUGUACUUCUUCAUAGGAGUCGUGGGAGGUUUGGGACUUGCCUUCAACCUGAAUCCAGCCCUCACUAUGAUUGGAACAUACUUCUACAAGCGCCGGCCCAUCGCCAACGGCAUUGCUAUGGCAGGCAGCCCAGUGUUUCUGUCCACUCUGGCUCCUCUCAACACCUGGCUCUACGAUCAGUUUGGAUGGAGAGGCAGCUUCCUGAUCCUGGGCGGACUUUUACUCAACUGCUGUGUGGCCGGCUCCCUCAUGCGCCCCCUCAGACCCAACCCUCAGCCCGCGGAGCUCGAAUCAGCAGCCGGAGAGGCCAAGGCAUCGGAGUCGGGACAGCCGCAGCAGAAGAAGACAAUCCUGAAAACCAUCAACUCCUUCAUUGACCUGACGCUGUUCAAACACCGCGGCUUUCUCUUGUACCUGAUGGGAAACGUUGUGAUGUUCUUCGGUCUCUUUGCUCCGCUCGUCUUCCUCUCUAAUUACGCCAAGAGUAAAGACAUCAGCAAGGAAAAGGCAGCCUUCCUUCUGUCGGUGCUGGCCUUUGUAGACAUGUUUGCCCGACCCUCAAUGGGCCUGCUGGCUAACACCAAGUGGAUCCGGCCGAGGGUGCAGUAUUUCUUUGCAGGUGCUGUCCUUUACAACGGGGUUUGUCACGUGCUGGCGCCACUGUCGGUGGACUACACUGGAUUUGUGGUGUACGCCAUCUUCUUUGGUUUUGCAUUUGGCUGGCUGAGUGCAGUGUUGUUUGAGACUCUGAUGGACCUGGUGGGGGCUGAGAGGUUUUCUUCAGCUGUGGGUCUUGUCACUAUAGUGGAGUGUGGACCGGUGCUUCUUGGCCCGCCACUCACAGGUACUUUCUAUAACUACUAUCAACACUAUGACUACACCUACAUAACCUGUGGCAUCAUCCUCAUAAUCGCCAGCGUGAUGCUCUUUGUGGGAAUGGGCAUCAACUACCACCUGUUGGAUCGAGAGAAGAAGGAGGAGGAGAGGCGACAACGAGACGAGCCCAAAGAGGAGCGCACUGCCAUGCUGGCCCCUCCCUCUCCAUCCAAAUCAGAUGAGGAGGCGGGCGAGGGGAGCAAUGUGCCGGGCGCCAUCAAAUUGGAGGAAGUGGCCAAAAUGGACGAGGACACAGUGUAAAAAAAAGAAAAACAAACAGACUGGUGAAGGACACACACACGGCUUUGCACACUUCACACUUCACACAUACAUUAGUUGCAGCUACGCACUCUGUCGUGAUAUAGCGAACAAGCCUAAAGCCAUAUAAACACUUACAGGAUUCAGACCUGAGACCUGCUGCUGUGAUGUGAAGCUUGAAGCUGCCCCUCAUCGUCUCACUGCGUUGAUACCGUUUAGCUCUGGUAUCGAACGUGCCUUCAGCAAACUCAAGUCCUGCGCACCGCAUUAACACCAGUUAUAAAAUAACCCAGUCAACUAGUGAGGACUUUACUCUCAGGCUCUUCUCACUAAUCACUCGUCCUCCACUCUGCCAACAGUUGUAUUGUUACACUACGAUCAGAGACUGUGUUGUACAUGUACUUUUCCUGCAACUCUGAGACCACAUAUCCCAAAAGGGACUCGUGGUCUCAGGUUCUGCUCACGUGUCAGACUAAAAAAGAACUUCAUUAUUUCAUUAACAGAACAGAAGCAAUACUUUUAAAAAUGCAAAGAUGAAGAAAAGUGAGAAAGUUGGAACGAUGGUGUGUGUGUGUGUGUGUGUGUGUGUGUGUGUGUGUGUGUGUGUGUGUGUGUGUGUGUGUGUGUGUGUGUGUGUGUGUGUGUGUGUGUGUGUGUGUGUGUGUGUGUGUGUGUGUGUGUGUGUGUGUGUGUGUGUGUGUGUGUGUGUGUGUGUGUGUGUGUGUGUGUGUGUGUGCGUGCGCAGCUGUGUAGGAACCUGUCAGUGGCAUCAAUGCAGUUCUCACACUUUCUAUCUCUUGUUCAUGUCUCUGUUGCACGUGGACUACGUGCACCUGUGCUACCACCACAGACCGGAUCAAUUGUGUGGAGACUAUCCUCGAGACAAACUCUAAUGAUGCUGAACAUCACACAACAAUUCACACAUGUUUUGAAAAGCAGGGAUCAAGCGUAACAUUUUUUUUGCAUAAUUUCGAAAACAUCAUGUGUGCAGUAUAAACUGAAAUCCGGGUUCUUCAUUUCAGAAACUGCACUCUCAGCACAUUAAUGUCUAAACUGUGCGUCAUAUCAGAGCAAUGUUGUGGCUUAAAAUUCAUAACAGAUCAGUCGAUGGUUAUUGAGCAGUGAUCAGUUUUAUUGAGAAGCGUCUUAGACUCACCGAACCAGCCAGAACAAACAAAAACAUAUAUGAAGGUUUUAAACAAUUCAUUACUUGGUCUAAACUUAAGUGUUUAAUAGUUCAAAAACAUGUGUCUUGAACAAUGUUGAAAUAUUAUAUAAUGAAUUUUGUAAUACUUUUAAAGAAAGGAACAUUAUUUUAACUUUUUACAUACAUUUUUAUUAUUGUCAACACAUUCAUUGUAAAGAUCAACAAUUAACUGAUCAUGGCAACCAGUAAGGCUCUGCAACUGAUAAUAAUUUCCAUUGUCAAGUUAUUUCAUUUUUUAAAUUUGAUAUAAAAUAUAUAAUAUCAUAUAAAAAUUUCCAAUUCAACCCAGGUAACCCACUUUACUGUUUAUGUAGUAUUCUCAUUCCAAAAGCUUGGAAACACAUAGAAUAUGAAUGGUGUUAUUCUUUAUAAUCUGAAAACCAAUCAAAUCAAAUUUCUUUUUAGUGGAGCAGGAUUUUUACACUGAAAAUGUUUCGGUCAAAGUGUGAAAUGACGACAUUGAAAAUAGCUUUGUUUAUUUUGAUAUUUCAGUGGAAAUAGAAAUGAUUUGUAGACAAACUGAAAUAUGCUGACACAUAUCACAUGAGAGGUAUAUUUUAAUUUACUCCAUUUCAAAAUUGACAUAAUUAAUCACUUAUUUUGCCUUUGAGAAGUGUGACAACCCUAAGUGUGGGGCUUAGGAACCCUAUAUGUGACCAUUAAGGGUUCAGAUUUUAAACUAAUACUCAUUGAUUAUUUGUCCCUUGUUUUUUUUGGAGCAGAAAUGGAAGUUACUGUCUAACCUUCCCUAACCCUAACCCUGUGAAAAAUUUGUGAAGGACUACAACAAAAACAUUACAUAAAAGAACGUAGUCUUACUAUUGCAGUUUUCUUUUUUUAAAUGGUACUGUACUUAGCCUCAGCACAUUUUUUUUAAAUAAGAAGAAAUCAAUGUGUUAACUUUCUGGAAAAUAACUUUUUCUUUUAUUUGCGUUAGAUGUUUUUAUCUUUGUAUGUGUGAUGUGAUGAGACGGCUGAUGAAUCAGAGAAUAAACAGUUUUUAAAGCAAAA